Molecule: messenger RNA, 2427 nt
Organism: Bursaphelenchus xylophilus (pine wood nematode)
Lineage: Eukaryota; Metazoa; Nematoda; Chromadorea; Rhabditida; Aphelenchoididae
Source: the annotation of a GenBank genome assembly
AUGUUCGAAUUUCAGGCCGAAAGGGAACCGCUUCUGUGGCCGGUAAAUGCGAACAAAAUGGGAGCCGAGCUGGUCGACAGUUUCAGUGAGCUUUACUUUUAUCUUAGCUUUGAUAUUAACGGCGGAGAAGCCGUGGCGAAAAAGUUUAGCGCAUGUUAUCAUUGUAGAAACUUUUUCAGUUUUAAAGCCCCGAAAAACCGUUGCUUUCGCAUUGAGGUUUGUUGAUUUUCAGGUCAAACAAAUCCCUAUAUAUUAUGGAUAUUCAUUGGGUCGGCUCUGGCUUGGUGCUUCACGGCGCCCGCAAUGAUGUUGCCAGCAUUUACUGUGGGUCAGACUUGUACGAGUGGUGAGAACUGCACGUUGACGGAUGGAACCAUUAUUAAGGAAGUAAGUGGAGAAGUUCACUUGUUACAAGGCGAAUAUAUCAAUGAUUUCUACGUAUAUAUCUUUUGCAACAAAAACAGAACGUCAAAGUUUUGAAAUUUAUUGAUCACACAGUUAUAAUGCGAUCAUAUCAUCGAAAUUCGAAAGCCAAACGUUAUGCAAUCGUUCUUUUGCUCUUGAUGGUGAAGCUUUUCCAAACAGUGGCGUCCUGAACACGUAUUUUUACUACUUUUGGAUUACAUGUUUACUAGGUAAAGUGCAAUAAAAAACAAGCUUAGAACACAAUAAACCGCAGGCAGAAUUUUUCUGUAAUACAAUUAUGCGUUGUAGGCGACUUCAAAUUCCUGAAAGGCUAAAGAAAAUAGUCUGUCGGGAAAAUAAUGAGCCCCUGUCAAAUGCAAAGUCGCAUCUCCACGAGGAAAUUUAAUUGUGUUGCGACAAAAUCAGAUUGCUUUUUUGCUUCAGCGACGCGUUGUGCUCAUUACUUUCCCGACAAAUUGACAAGGAAAAUAUGAAAAAAAGAAACUAUUUUUAUCCCUAAUGGUUUUAGUUUGAUCUCAUUGGCAACAGAGCCUUUAUCGCCGACAUCUCAACAACCGCUUAUAUGUUUGGAAAUAUUAUUGGAGCUUCCACACUCGCUCGAGCUGCUGACUUGUAAGGCUUGUUACACCUCCCCCAAACCCCCAUUCUUUUCUAGUUUUGGCCGGAGACCGCUAGUCGUCUACUGCGUCUUGACCAGCGGUCUGAUUGGCCUUUUUGUGCUGAUCAUCGACAACGUCUACGAAUACAUGGCCAUCAGGCUGCUCCAAGGGAUCCUCUUUCCCGGCGCUGGAAUUACUUGUUGGUGUUUGGGCUAUGAGUCGAUUGGCUCAAAGUCGAGGUCCUACGCGACGUUGGUGUUCGGCGGAGCUUGGGUGCUCGGCUACAUUGCGUUGGGACCAAUGGCAAUGUUGAUUUCCAACUGGAGAUAUUUAACGGUCGCCGCGUCCAUCCCGUGUAUUGCGGCGGGCGUCACGUUUUGGUUUCUGCUUCCAGAGAGCUUCUACUUUCUGGUGUCCAACAAGAAAGAGAAGGAGCUACAAAGAUGGCUCUAUAAUUUGAAUCGAUUCAGGUUUGAGACUUCAGCGACGGCGGAGGUAAGACACUAUAGUUUUGAGAACAAGAUAUCAACAUGAACUCCUCAAGUUUAUCACGGUUUUUCUUUGAACUUGACUCAUUCCUUUAGGACAUUAUAUCCGAGCACUCGCGCCGCCAUGAGCUCAGUGAGAUGGCUGCAGCGCAAAAGAAAGCCAAUUUCUUCGUUCAAUUGUACACUCACAAACGCCUUCUCAUGUUCACAAUUACGAUGACAUAUCUUUGGCAAGUCGACUUCACAAAGCUUUAGGAAGCCUCACCGAGCGCUAAUUACUCGUUAAUUUUCAGGGUCUGUGAUGCGAUCUGCUACUAUGGUCUUUCCUUGUUCAGCUCCGAGUUGGCCGGCAACAAAUAUCUGAAUUAUGUUCUGCUCGGCCUAAUUGAGUUGCCAUCGUAUUUCGUUGCUCCGUAUCUUCUGAACUUCUUCGGCAGACGAUACUCCAUCUCUGGGCUUCAUUUCCUCGCCGGCGUCGGAUUCAUUGGAGCUCUUUUUGUUGGUAUGUCCACUAUGACCUUGCUAAAGACAAAAUGUUCAUUUGAGUAUAUACUACGCCGUCAUCACAUGAUUUUCACCCGAUUUUAGAGCACAGUACUGUUUCGUUUGUGUUCUGGAUGAUUGGGAAGUUCGGGAUCUCUUGCGCUUUCACUUCCCUCUACGUUUAUGCCGCCGAAAUCUUCCCAACCCACCUUCGCAGCGGCGGAAUCGGCGCUUGUGAGGUUGGGGCAAGAGUUGGAGGGACUUUAGCACCGGCUCUCCAUGCGUUAACCGCUGUCUCGCCAAUCCUACUGACUAUCAUCUUCAUCGUAUUGGCAAUUGGAGGUGGCAUAGCGACGUUGUUGCUCCCUGAAACGGGUGGCCAGCACUUACCGGAAAACACGGAUGACGUCGAAAAUCUCAAGAUUGUAUAA